This is a messenger RNA of Lodderomyces theae, 1050 nucleotides long. RefSeq names its product inorganic diphosphatase. The coding region runs from base 1 to 1050 and encodes 349 amino acids. The transcript has a single exon. Lineage: Eukaryota; Fungi; Ascomycota; Pichiomycetes; Serinales; Debaryomycetaceae. Gene Ontology annotation, biological process: phosphate-containing compound metabolic process. The record is from RefSeq and is a predicted model, not a curated record. Gene Ontology annotation, molecular function: inorganic diphosphate phosphatase activity; magnesium ion binding. Gene Ontology annotation, cellular component: nucleus; cytoplasm.
AUGCCAUCGCCAUCACCAUCACCAUUAUUAAACUCCACUUCCACAGCUGCUGCGUUUGCCAGACUUGCCUUGACUAACCAACAUCUUCAACAAUCACGAACAAAUGCCACUUCCGUGACCGCCAAAACUGCUCCGGCACCAGACUCACAAGCCACCAUCAAAACCACAUCACGCACCCCGCUUGUCAUUCCAACUGCUCAAGGAACCAAGUAUACUGCCACAUACGCCAACUAUGCCACUACUGAUUCCGGCAAGAUACUUUCAUAUUUCCACGACAUCCCCCUCGAUUUGAACCCAGAGACAAAAGAAGCCAAUUUCGUAUGUGAGAUUCCGCGUUGGUCAAAUGCUAAAUUUGAAAUUGCGACUAAAGUUCCAGGAAACCCCAUUAUCCAAGACACCAAAAAUGGUAAAGUACGAUUCGUGAAGAACUUGUUCCCCUAUCACGGAUACAUGCACAAUUAUGGCGCAUUCCCACAGACUUGGGAAGAUCCCUUUGUUCAACACCACAACUUGUAUGGCGAUAAUGAUCCAUUGGAUGUUUGUGAAAUUGGGUCGCGUGUGUUGACCACAGGCGCAGUGAAACGAGUCAAGAUUCUUGGGUCGUUGGCAUUGAUCGAUGAUGGAGAAAUGGACUGGAAGGUGAUUGUCAUUGAUACCGAGGAUGAAUUGGCGUCACAAGUGAAUGAUAUAGCUGAUGUGGCAAAGUUGUGUCCUGGGUUAUUGGAAGCUACUAGACAAUGGUUUAGAGAUUACAAAUUGGCUGAUGGGAAACCGGCCAAUGCAUUUGCGUUUGAUGGGCAGUUCAAGUCGGCGUCGGAGACGGUCACGGUUGUUGAGGAGUGUAAUUUGAGCUGGCGGAAUCUAGUUGCGGGGAAAGUUAAGCCUCCAAGUGGCAGCGGUGAUGGCAAGUUACCUAGUAUUUUGAAUACCAUUUUGGAGAAUUCACCCGGGUACGUUUCUGAUUUUGAAAUCAAAUUGACGAAAUCGGUAGAGCCGGAUGGAGAGAUCCCCGUUGAUACGCACAAGAAUUACUACUUCAAAACUAAUUAA